AUGUCCAUCUCUCAUAUCUACAGGGAAGGGAAUCAAAGUGCAGACACUUUAGCUACCCAUGGCCACUUCCAUCAGGAACAUUUUGAAUUUCUUUCUUUUCUAAUGGCUCUCUUCCUACUGCCUCUCUUGCCUAAAGAGUUGGUUGAGCAGUCGUGGCGGACAAACACAAACAGCAAGCAAAGUCUUGGCUCGCUCUCAUUGGGAGGCUGUUCAACCAGACUGACGAAGUUGAGUAUUGACACAAACAAUAAGAGGACGAGCUUCCCUUCUACUACCGAAAAGAGGAGUUUACCACCGCCUACAUAUUCCACUCACUCUAUCCUCUUUGAUCCUAUUCCAAGGCGAUGGAUCCUAUUUCACUAUCCUUGUCUAGAAGGCGAUUCGGUAGCACUGAAUUACUAUAAUAAGCGAGAGGCUUUUCGCUCCUCUCCUGCUUGGAAGCUCUCUUUUAGUCGGAGAAGUGCUACCUGUCGACCGUUAGGGAGACUACCGUCGACCGACCUGAGGAGGGAGACUACCGCCCCUGAGGGGCUUGUUGCUAGAGGCAUCCCCUCAAAUGAGAUUUCUAAACUCUACAACCGCUCCGGUUUGAGCAAUAAGAGCCCGCCUUCCGGGUCCUAUAUUCUAGUUACUAGCUUCAAAGGAACUACUAAAAGAAGGAGUCAAAGCAUCGGAGAGUGCUACCUACGAGUGAGUCACCCGCCUGGUUACCUGUCCUUAUGA
Molecule: messenger RNA, 723 nt
Organism: Lactuca saligna
Lineage: Eukaryota; Viridiplantae; Streptophyta; Magnoliopsida; Asterales; Asteraceae
Source: the annotation of a GenBank genome assembly